Aegilops tauschii subsp. strangulata is the source of this 849-nucleotide messenger RNA. The record is from RefSeq and is a predicted model, not a curated record. Lineage: Eukaryota; Viridiplantae; Streptophyta; Magnoliopsida; Poales; Poaceae.
AUGACCCGGCCGGCCGGCUCCGCCCCAGCCCUCUCCGCUAACCCAGACGGCGGGCUGGGCCGCCUCCGCCUCCUCCACGAGCAGCGCCGGCUCGCCCACUCCGCCGGGUCGCCGCUCCCAGCCGGCAUCCGCCCCCGCACCCGGCCGCCCCCGCGGGCCGGCUCCGCCUGCUCGCCGCCCCGCGCCUCCGGCUCCUCCCCGCAGGCGCGCUCGCGGCCGGCUUCACCUGCGCCUAGCCGCCGGGUUACUGGCGCCCCCGCCUCCGGCUUCAUCCCGCUCCGGCCGGCUCGUCGCGCACCGGUUGCCGCCUCCCUGCAGCUGGCUCCGCCGGCCGACCUCCCGCACCCCGGUCGCGCCAGCGCCGACUCGCCGUCCGCCCGCGCCAACUCCCGCUCUGCCUCGCGGGCCCCUGCCGGGUCAAUGCGCCCACGCGUCUGCCCCGCCGGGUCGCCGCGCCCGCCUGUGGCCGCCUCCGCCUCCCGCCCACGGCCGCCUGCUCACUUCGGCCGGCUCCCGCAGUCACCGCGCCCGCCUGUGGCCGCCUCUGCCUCUGCCCAUGGCCGACUUCGGCCCCGCUCCCGCGCCGGCUGCGCCGGGCCCGGCCGGCUCCGGCCUCCUCCCCGCCCUGUGGCCGACCCCCGCUCGCCCGUUACGCUGCGCCCCCACUCGCUGCUACCUUCUGCCGUCACCGCGGCAACCGUCGCCGCGCGCCGUGUUGCCCCCCUGCUCACCGGCCGCGCCUGCGCCGCCCGCUCGCCGGUCAUCGCCCGCCCUGCUGCGCCUGACGCCGUCUGCGCCCGCCGCUGCCUGGCGCGGCUGUCCCCGAGCUCGGCCAUGUUGGCGCCGUGA